UUUAUACACACAAUGAACUUACUUAACGCAGCUCUCUCUUUCCACUUUGAAUCCUAUUCAUUCUGCCCAAAAUGUGGAGUAGACGUGACCAUAUUCUGUCAUGAAAGUGAUUGCCCUUCAUACCACUCAGCAACAAAGGAUUAGUCGAAUCAGAUCACACUUUACACAACUCAAAAUUCAGGACAAACUGGUACAAGCUACAUCCAACUGCUUUAGAUGCAUUAUAGACCGCAAGGCAAAAGUCAAUAUAUCCAAAAACGUCAGGAUAACGCAAGCAUGCCAAAAAAAAAAAACCGAGAUAAAACAAAUAGAUCAAACUUCAGCAAGAGAUACAUUAGAGAAACAUGGAGAAAUUACUAGAACCAUCAAGAAAAGAAAUCAUCAGACUUUUUCGAGCAUUUUGUUAUUAUUCUUAUUUAUUUGUAAAAAAAACUUCAUUUUUAUUUAUUGUAUAUUGUAUACUCUUGUAUAUUGUUCUUGUAAAUAAUUAUUUAAUGAAUAAAUUAUUAAUCAAUAUGGUUACCAUGGAAACAGUUUUAUUUUUUUUCUUAAAAAGGAAGCCAUGUUGUCUAGACGCGUGGAUUGUUUUAAUCUCAACACGUAGUCAAUUUGUUAUUCAUCCG
This is a messenger RNA of Rhizopus microsporus ATCC 52813, 623 nucleotides long. RefSeq lists its product as uncharacterized. The record is from RefSeq and is a predicted model, not a curated record. NCBI's taxonomy places the organism in Eukaryota, Fungi, Mucoromycota, Mucoromycetes, Mucorales, Rhizopodaceae. The transcript has a single exon. The coding region runs from base 101 to 487 and encodes 128 amino acids.